GCCCACCGGCCUCCUUUGGAGCCCCCAUCUCCCCCCACCCCUCUUUCGUUCUCCUUCGGGAGGAGACGCUCCGCUCUUCUUCAAACGGGGGAGAAACGCUGCUCUCGCCGCGAUGGUAUCCACCCUCUCCUCCUCCUCCUCCUCCUCCUCUAAACCCUCUCUCGAUGUCGCUCCACGCCUCGUGAUCUCCGGGCCGACACUCCUCUCCUCUCUCUUCCAGGCAUCGGACUAGAAGCUUCCGGACCCGAUGAAGGCGCAGAAGCUGGCGCUCAGCAUCUCCGUCGGGGAGAGCGGAGAUCUCCUCUCCCGAAUCGCCAAGGAUGGUAGUGUCUCUGCUUUAAAGAAGCAUGUUGAAGAGGAAGCUCGUGAGCUUACUGGUGAAGCUUUUUCUCGUUUCAUGGAUCAGCUGUAUGAUCGAAUAUCUGCUCUUCUAGAAAGCAAUGAUGUUUCAGAAAAUCUGGGGGCCCUACGAGCCAUAGAUGAAUUAAUUGAUAUACCCUUGGGGGAAAGUGCAUUCAAGGUUUCAAAAUUUUCAAGCUAUUUGCGGACUACUUUUGAGGUAAAGCGUGAUCGUGAGAUCUUAAUUCUUGCGAGUAGGGUACUAGGUCAUCUGGCCAGAGCUGGAGGUGCAAUGACGGCUGACGAAGUAGAGCGGCAGAUAAAAACUGCUUUGGAAUGGCUCCUUAGGGAAAGAAUAGAGUACCGUCUUUUUGCAGCUGUCCUUAUUCUGAAAGAAAUGGCUGAAAAUGCAUCUACUGUUUUCAAUGUUCAUGUACCCGAAUUUGUGGAUGCCAUAUGGGUUGCAUUGAGGGACCCCACAUUGGAUGUUAGGGAGCGGGCUGUGGAAGCUCUGCGGGCUUGCCUUUGUGUCAUUGAGAAGCGCGAGACACGUUGGCGGGUGCAAUGGUAUUACCGUAUGUGUGAAGCUGCACAAGUGGGACUUGGUAAAAAUGCUUCUGUACAUAGUAUACAUGGCUCAUUACUAGCGGUUGGAGAACUAUUGAGGAACACAGGUGAGUUUAUGAUGUCUAGGUAUAGGGAGGUGGCCGAUAUUGUUCUCAAAUACCUUGAGCACCGUGAUCGGCUUGUUCGUCUCAGCAUAACAUCAUUGCUUCCACGUAUUGCUCACUUUUUGCGUGAUCGUUUUGUGACAAACUAUUUAAAGAUUUGCAUGGAUCAUAUCCUAGCAGUUUUGCGCAAUCCAGCUGAACGUGCUAGUGGGUUUAUUGCACUGGGGGAAAUGGCUGGAGCUUUGGAUGGUGAACUUAUCCCUUAUUUGCCCACAGUAACUGUACACUUGCGCGAUGCAAUUGCUCCUCGUAGAGGGAGACCAUCAGUUGAGGCCUUGGCUUGUGUGGGAAGUUUUGCAAAAGCCAUGGGUCCCGCUAUGGAACCUCAUGUCCGUGGUCUAUUGGAUUCAAUGUUUUCUGGUGGUCUCUCUCGUACCCUGGUAGAAGCCCUUGAGCAAAUAACUGUUAGCAUUCCAUCUCUACUACUUAGCAUUCAAGAACGCUUGCUGGGUUGUAUUUCCAUAGCACUCUCCAAAACCCCAUACCAACAGGCAAAGCUAGGUGCUGCAGCCGUUCGCACAAAUUUGACUAACAAUGCUCAGCAAUUUCAAGACAUUAGUGGUUCAGCUCUCGUGCAACUUGCUUUGCAAACCCUAGCCCAUUUCAAUUUUAAGGGCCAUGAGCUUCUGCAAUUUGCUAGAGAAUCUGUUGUUGUUUAUCUAGAGGAUGAGGAUGGUACCACUCGAAGAGAUGCUGCCAUAUGCUGUUGCAGAUUAGUAGCAAACUCCUUUGCUGGAAUACCUGGUCCACAGUUUACGUCAAGUAGAUCGAAUAGAAUUGGUGCAACAAAGCGACGUCGCCUUGUGGAGGAGAUUAUGGGAAAACUUCUAAUUGCAGCAGUUGCAGAUGCUGAUGUUAGUGUUAGACGGUCUAUCUUUUUGUCUCUGGAUGAUAAUGGUACUUUUGAUGAAUUUUUGGCCCAGGCUGAUAGCUUGAGUUCCAUUUUUGUUGCUCUGAAUGAUGAGGACUUUGAUGUCCGAGAGCUUGCUAUAUCAGUGGCUGGCAGAUUAUCUGAAAAGAAUCCUGCUUAUGUUCUUCCAGCACUUCGUCGCCAUCUCAUACAAUUGCUGAUGUAUCUGGAGCAAAGUGUGGAUAGCAAGUGCAAAGAAGAAAGUGCCAGAUUAUUGGGUUGCUUAAUUCGUAAUUGUGGACGAUUGAUACUUCCAUAUAUUGCUCCAGUUCAUAAGGCCCUGGUUGCAAGGCUGUCUGAAGGCAAUGGAGUCAAUGCUUUUAAUGGUAUUCUUACUGGAGUUCUUGCUACUGUUGGGGAGCUUUUCAAAGUGGGUGGCUUUGCAAUGAGGCAGUAUCUACGCGAGUUAAUGCCUUUAAUUGUUGAAGCACUCUUGGAUGGGGCUGCUGCUAAUAAGCGGGAGGUAGCUGUGGCAACUCUUGGUCAAGUUGUACAAAGCACAGGCUAUGUUAUUUCCCCAUACAAUGAGUACCCGCUGUUGCUUGGUUUACUCUUAAAAUUGUUGAAUGGGGAGUUGGCAUGGUCAACCAGACGAGAAGUUUUAAAGGUUUUAGGGAUUAUGGGUGCUUUAGAUCCUCAUAUACAUAAGCGCAAUCAGCAGAAAUUGCCUGGUUCACAUGGAGAAGUUUCUCGUGCUGCAAGUGAUACUGGUCAGCAUAUUGUUUCCAUGGAAGAGCUACCUACAGAACUUUGGCCAUCUUUCGCAGCUUCGGAAGAUUAUUAUUCCACGGUUGCUAUUAGUUCUCUUAUGAGAAUUCUUCGAGAUCCCUCUCUUUCAAGUUAUCACCAAAAGGUGGUGGGUUCUCUUAUGUUCAUAUUUAAGUCAAUGGGCCUAGGCUGUGUUCCAUACCUACCAAAGGUUCUACCUGACCUUUUCCAUGCUGUUCGCACAUGUGAAGAUGGUUUGAAAGAGUACAUAACUUGGAAGCUUGGAACAUUGGUAUCUAUUGUGCGCCAGCAUAUACGGAAGUAUUUACCGGAGUUGCUUUCCCUCAUUUCUGAACUUUGGUCUUCAUCUUUUAGUUUGCCUGCAACCAACCGUUCUGUGCUUGGUUCCCCGAUACUUCACCUUGUGGAGCAACUUUGCCUAGCUUUAAAUGAUGAAUUCAGAACAUAUCUACCAGACAUUCUUCCAUGCUGUAUACAAAUUCUAACUGAUGCUGAACGUUGCAAUGAUUGUAGCCAUGUUCCUGAUAUUUUACACACUCUUGAAGUGUUUGGUGGAACCUUGGACGAACACAUGCACUUACUUCUUCCUGCACUUAUUCGUUUAUUUAAGGUUGAUGCCUCGGUUGAUAUAAAGCAUCGUGCUAUUAAUACUCUGACCAAGCUCAUACCUCGAGUACAGGUCACCGGUCAUGUUUCAGCUCUAGUGCAUCAUUUGAUUCUUGUCUUAGAUGGGAACAAUGAUGAUCUAAGAAGGGAUGCUGCUGAUGCUCUGUGCUGCCUCGCACAUGCCCUAGGGGAAGAUUUCACUAUCUUUAUACCAUCAAUCCACAAAUUGCUUUUGAAACACCAUUUGCAGCAUAGAGAGUUCGAUGAGAUUGAAAGCCGCCUAAGAAGGCGUGAGCCACUUAUUUUAGAGAGUUUGUCUGUGCAAAAGUUUACUCGGCGUCUUCCUGUUGAGGUCAUCAGUGAUCCAGUUGACGACAUGGAUACUGACCCAUACGAGGAGGAGACUGAGAUGCACAGGCAAUUGAGAAGCCAUCAAGUUAAUGAUGUUCGAUUAAGAACCGCUGGUGAGGCUUCUCAAAGGAGUACCAAGGAAGACUGGGCUGAGUGGAUGAGGCAUUUUAGCAUUGAACUGCUCAAAGAAUCUCCAUCCCCGGCUUUACGUACCUGUGCACGACUUGCACAGUUGCAGCCUUCUGUUGGGAGAGAAUUAUUUGCUGCUGGUUUCGCAAGCUGCUGGGCGCAUAUGAAUGAAACUUCCCAGGAGCAGUUAGUCAGGAAUCUUAAGACAGCCUUCUCAUCCCAAAAUAUUCCUCCUGAAAUUCUUGCUACGCUACUAAACUUGGCAGAGUUUAUGGAACAUGAUGAGAAACCUCUUCCAAUUGACACCAGAUUGCUUGGUGCUCUUGCUGAGAAGUGCCGAGCAUUUGCAAAAGCCCUUCACUACAAAGAAAUGGAGUUUGAAGCUGCACGUUCCAAGAAGAUGGGUGCCAAUCCUGUUACUGUGGUUGAGUCUCUUAUUCAUAUUAAUAAUCAGUUACACCAACAUGAGGCUGCUGUUGGAAUACUAACAUAUGCCCAGCAACAUCUGGAUGUUCAACUAAAGGAGUCUUGGUAUGAAAAGUUGCAGCGAUGGGAUGAUGCACUGAAAGCAUACACUUUAAAAUCAUCUCAGGCAUCAAGUCCACUUCAUAACUUAGAUGCCACAUUAGGACGAAUGCGUUGUCUUGCUGCCUUAGCUCGGUGGGAAGAGCUUAAUGCCUUAUGCAGAGAGCAGUGGACUGCUGCAGAACCCUCGGCUCGAUUGGAAAUGGCUCCAAUGGCUGCUAAUGCUGCUUGGAAUAUGGGAGAAUGGGAUCAGAUGGCUGAAUAUGUUUCUCGGUUGGAUGAUGGGGAUGAAAGCAAGCUUCGGAUCUUAGGUAACACCGCUGCCAGUGGUGAUGGAAGCAGCAAUGGUGCUUUCUUUAGGGCUGUUCUUGCAGUUCGUCGUGAAAAGUAUGAUGAAGCUCGUGAGUACGUUGAGAGAGCAAGGAAGUGUUUGGCAACGGAAUUGGCUGCAUUGGUUCUUGAAAGCUAUGAACGUGCUUACAGCAAUAUGGUCCGUGUUCAACAGCUGUCAGAAUUAGAGGAGGUAAUUGACUACUGCACUCUUCCUGUGGGGAACUCAGUUGCAGAUGGUCGAAGGGAACUGAUCCGUAAUAUGUGGAAUGAGCGCAUAACAGGGGCAAAACGAAAUGUUGAGGUUUGGCAAGCUCUUCUUACAGUGCGAGAACUGGUGCUUCCCCCUACCGAUGACAUAGAAACUUGGCUUAAAUUUGCAUCACUUUGCCGGACAAGUGGCCGUAUCAGUCAGGCCAGAUCUACUUUAAUCAAACUCUUACAAUAUGAUCCCGAAUCAUCUCCUGAAAAUUCAUUAUGCCGUGGACAUCCUCAAGUUAAGUUGGCUUACCUGAAAUACCAGUGGUCUCUUGGUGAUGAUCUUAAACGGAAAGAAGCGUUUUCUAGGCUGCAAGAUUUAGCUGCACAGCUGGCCCCUGCUACGACAAAUAGUUAUUCAAGCACACAAUUAAGCCAUGCUAAUGCUUCCAAUGCUGGUGUUCCUCUUCUUGCUCGUAUCUAUCUGAAACUUGGGACAUGGAAGAGGGCACUUUCACCUGGAUUAGAUGAUGAUUCCAUACAAGAGAUCCUUAUAUCAUUCAAAAAUGCCACUCAUUGUGCUAAGGAUUGGGCCAAAGCUUGGCAUAGAUGGGCUUUGUUUAAUACAGCAGUGUUGUCUCAUUAUACUCUACGAGGCUGCCCUGCUAUCACGGAGAAAUAUGUUGUUGCUGCAGUCACUGGAUAUUUCUAUUCAAUAGCUUGUGCCUCAACUGCCAAGGGAGUUGAUGACAACUUACAGGAUAUUCUUCGUCUUCUUACAUUGUGGUUCAACCAUGGGGCUACCUCUGAGGUUCAAAUGGCAUUGCAGAAUGGAUUUUCACAUGUAAAGAUUGAAAUGUGGCUGGUGGUACUACCUCAAAUAAUUGCUAGAAUACAUUCAAAUAAUCAAGCUGUAAGGGAACUAAUACAAGCAUUACUUGUGCAAAUUGGAAAGGGGCAUCCGCAGGCUCUUAUGUACCCUUUGUUGGUGGCGUGCAAAUCAAUAAGCCAGCUACGCAGAGAGGCAGCUCUGAAAGUUGUUGAAAAAAUUCGCCAGCAUAGUGGAGUUCUUGUUGAUCAGGCUCAACUUGUUUCAAAAGAACUGAUCAGGGUUGCCAUACUAUGGCACGAGAUGUGGCAUGAGGCUUUGGAGGAAGCUAGUCGUUUAUAUUUUGGUGAGCACAAUAUUGAGGGGAUGCUUGCUGUUCUAGAACCAUUGCAUGCAACGCUUGAAGAGGGGCCUGAGACAAUAAAAGAGACCGCUUUCAUUCAGGCAUAUGGUCGUGAAUUAUUGGAAGCUCGUGAAUGGUGCUUGAAAUAUAGGAGAACUGGAAAGGAUGCUGAGCUUAAUCAGGCAUGGGAUUUGUAUUAUCAUGUUUUUAGACGAAUAGAUAAACAGCUUCCCAGUCUUACUACUCUGGACUUGCAGUCUGUUUCGCCUGAGUUGCUGAAAUGUCAUAAUUUGGAGCUUGCUGUGCCUGGAACAUACCGUGCAGAUGCACCGGUGGUGACAAUUGCUUCAUUUGCACCCCAACUUGUGGUGAUUACGUCUAAACAGAGACCUAGAAAGCUGACAAUUCAUGGAAGUGAUGGGGAGGAUCAUGCCUUCCUGCUGAAGGGUCAUGAGGAUUUACGGCAAGAUGAACGUGUCAUGCAGCUUUUUGGGUUGGUAAAUACUCUCCUGGAGAACUCAAGAAAAACAGCAGAAAAAGAUCUUUCCAUUCAACGUUAUGCCGUCAUUCCCUUGUCUCCAAACAGUGGCUUAAUUGGCUGGGUUCCAAACUGUGACACACUACACCACCUGAUUCGUGAAUACAGAGAUGCCAGAAAGAUCUUCUUGAAUCAAGAAAAUAGACUUAUGCUAGCUUUUGCACCGGACUAUGAUCACUUGCCGCUGAUAGCGAAGGUGGAAGUGUUUGAGAAUGCAUUGCAGAACACUGAAGGAAAUGAUCUGGCAAAGGUUUUGUGGCUAAAAAGCCGAACUUCUGAAGUUUGGCUGGAUCGCCGGACAAAUUAUACAAGAAGUUUGGCUGUCAUGAGUAUGGUUGGUUACCUUCUUGGAUUAGGGGACCGACAUCCCAGUAAUCUUAUGUUGCAUCGCUACAGUGGUAAAAUAUUGCAUAUUGAUUUUGGAGACUGUUUUGAGGCCUCGAUGAAUCGGGAAAAGUUCCCUGAAAAGGUUCCAUUUCGUUUGACUAGAAUGCUUGUGAAGGCUAUGGAAGUUAGUGGUAUUGAAGGCAAUUUCAGAUCAACAUGUGAAAAUGUCAUGCAAGUUCUCCGAACAAACAAGGACAGUGUCAUGGCUAUGAUGGAGGCCUUUGUGCACGACCCUCUUAUAAACUGGCGUCUCUUCAAUUUUAACGAAGUUCCUCAAAUGUCGAAUGUUGUGAGCACCCAUGUCCACCCAGUUGUAAAUAGUGAGGAAUCUGCACCUAAUAGAGAGCUUGCUCAACCUCUUCGUGGGGCUCGUGAAAGGGAGCUACUUCAGGCAGUCAACCAACUUGGUGAUGCUAAUGAGGUUCUAAAUGAGCGUGCUUUAGUGGUUAUGGCUCGGAUGAGUAAUAAACUAACAGGCCGAGACUUUUCUUCUGGGUCAUCUGUGUCGGGCACUGCCAGCUCUAUCCCGCAUGCAGCAGAUCAUGGUACCCUCAUGUCUGGAGAUACACGUGAAGUUGAACAUGGUCUAUCUGUGAAACUUCAGGUUCAAAAGCUCAUCAUACAAGCAACAUCACACGAGAAUUUGUGUCAGAACUAUGUUGGGUAUGCAUUCAGUAGAAUUUACUGAUAUCAACAGUCAGUCUAUGAUGUUGAAUCCCUGUGUGUGUCUGUGUCCCUAAUUUUUAAAAUUUUCUGGUCGUUUCAUGGUAGCAUGUUAUGAGUACUAAUUUCAUAAGCUGCAAAAGCAAAAGGAAAUUUAAGUGAAAAUUGAAGAAGUGAUUGUUAGAUAAUGUAGACAUAAAAUGUAAAUUCUUAAUAAAAUAGGAUGGCAAUUAGGUUUA
This is a messenger RNA of Phoenix dactylifera (date palm), 7847 nucleotides long. Lineage: Eukaryota; Viridiplantae; Streptophyta; Magnoliopsida; Arecales; Arecaceae. The record is from RefSeq and is a predicted model, not a curated record.